AUGGCUUUGAAAUGGGCCACACCGAGUUGGCACUUGACGAAUCCUCAGCAAGCAACUGCCAGUGGCCCUCAGCAGGAGUGGCGCGGCUGUGAGCCGCAGCAGCACCGGCAGGAGCUUGGGCUGCGGGGGUUGGAGGGGGUGGUGGCGAAGGUGGUGGCCUCCGAUGGGCACAACUGGCUCAAGUACGGCCAGAAAAGAUUGAACCAGUCCAGUGCCACCAGGUGCUACUACAAGUGCAGUCUUGCCAAGGCCAUCCCUCGCUGCCCUGCCAAGAAGACUGUCGACAUCAACAGCCCCGACUCUAUCCACGUCACUUACAAAUGCCGACUCCACAACCACCCAGGAGCUCCAACUCGGCGUACGCCCUACUACCCUAGCGCCCCUGUUGCUAACCUCCCUGGUGACCACCAUAUCAACCUUCCGGCUUCACAUGGCGCGGUUGGCUCCGCCGCAGCACCUGAGGCCAUUCAACUUGCUGCUUCUUGUGGCGACCUGGAGGCCCUCGUGCAAGCCGUACAGCAUGGGAGCGUGGGAGUGACUUGUGACGGAUGCGCUGCUGUGGCUAAUGGUUGUGCUCCUGUGGCCGAUGGCGCUGCUGCAUCGCAUGCCCGUGGAAGUUUUACCCACUGGGCAGCACCGACUGACGGCUGUGCUCCUGCGGCUGACGGCUGUGCUGCAUCCCACGCGUCUGGGAGCUUGAAGCAGAGGGAUAUACCAAUGAAGCUUGUUGUGGGUGCUGCUGGGGCUGAUGGCGCUCCUCUGGCUGACGGUCGUGCUGCUGUGGCUGAUGGCUUUGCUGCAGCCCAUGCGCCUGGGAUUCUGGACCAGUGGGACGCGCUGCAGACGGUUUUUGGUGCAAGUAACCGUGCCUCAUGGGUUCAAAAGGAAGAGAAGACUGAGGAGGUGUAUGCCAUGGGUGCAGCUUGGGGUGAGCCUACUCUCUCCGCCUACAACAGCAUCUGUGCCUGCGCAACCACCUCUGCUCAUGACUGCACAUGUGCGCAUAGAGAGCGUGAAGCGCCUGCAGAGCCACGUGCCUUGAGAAAUCAUGUGCAGACCACCAUCGUAGAGCCGCCCGCCCUCGUUCUGCAGCCCACCAUCAUUGAGCCGCCGCCCACCCUCGUUGAACCGCCCACCAUCAAUGAGCCUCCCACCAUCAUUGAACCGCCCACCAGCAUUGUGCGAUCAGCCGCAGAGCCCUGCGAGGUGGAAGAUCCAACAACAUCCACAACUCCCAUCACACCCAGGGCCAGCAGCACCAAUUCUGACAGGCCACCCAGCACCUUCUGCACACACCGCAACAAGGCCUGCAGCACCGCCAAGCAGGUGGUGGCUGCAUCUUUGAUCCCGGCAGAGGUGUUUUCGUUCCUUGGAGGAACCAGCACUAUUCGUGUUUCAGACUUUGCACCAGCAAGCAUGCGAAAAGACCUCCAGUCGUGGCUUGAUGAUGCCGUUCAGGAGGACAGGUUAUUCGAGAUUGAGUCCCUUCCCCAUGCCAAUCCCUAUUCUUAUACCUGUGCUUAUCCCAACUCCAUCCACAUUACUACUCCCGUCUACGUGCCCAUCCCAACUCGCAUCCCGCAUCCCUAG
Closterium sp. NIES-65 is the source of this 1590-nucleotide messenger RNA. The record is from the annotation of a GenBank genome assembly. NCBI's taxonomy places the organism in Eukaryota, Viridiplantae, Streptophyta, Zygnematophyceae, Desmidiales, Closteriaceae.